AUGACUUCAGAAGAAGAAGACGAUCUGGGGAUUAAGCCUGUAGGUUCUAAUUUCAAAUUUUUUAAGUUUUUUGAAAUUUUGGUUUUUAAAAAAAUUUUUAUGAGGUUGUUCAAAUAAUUACGUGCCCUUUCUCAAAACAGGUUUUUGAGGCUAAGAGGCACAUAAUUAUAUGAACAACCUGAUAAAUUUUGAUUUUUUGACAUUUUGUUUACUUUCAGGAUACAGUAAUCUCUGCAGCAAAAGGUAACUACAUUGUGGAAUGUCUACUGGGCGAGGGUGGAUUUGGCGCAGUAUUCAAAGUUCACCUGGAGUCGGAUCCAAAGAAGACGUACGCCAUGAAGGUGGAGAAGAAGCUCGAGACUCGGAAGCACAGUAAACUCAAAAUGGAAAUAGCCAUCCUAAAAGGGGUGGCUGAGGCUAAACUACUGUAAGUUUGCCUGUUUUGAGCCUUUAAAAAGUCAAAUUGUGACACCGUGGUAUACCAAUUUUCAAUUUUCAGUAAAAAGACAACGCAUUUCACCGAGAUCAUAGACCGAGCCAAGAAACCCACCUUCACCUUGAUAGUAAUGCAGCUGGUUGGAAAGUCCUUGGCCGAUUUGAAGGCUUCAAGACCUGAUAAGGUAUUCUCAACAGCUACGGGUCUUGGAGCGGGCUGUCAAUGUCUUCAGGCGGUCGAAGAACUUCACAACGCCAAGUUUGUGCACAGAGACAUCAAGCCGGCUAACUAUGCAGUUGGACUGGACGAACAGGCUCAUACUGUAAUUUUUUUUUAAAUUUUAGGUAAUGCCAGACCAAUAGCUCAUAGUUAACAUUUUUUUGGUUUUAGGUAAUAUUAAGGUAAUUGUAUAUGCGUUAAGGCUUUGAAAAGGAGGUUUUACUGUUUGGUUUUGAGUUUUUUAGGUAACACUAAAAUUAUUUUGACCUAAAAUUACAGUAUAGAUUAGAUUAGUACGUUAUACUGUAACUUUUUUUGUUUUGUAAAGGUAUUGUGAGCUUCGUAUAGAAUAUCCAAGUAUAGUCUAACUUUUUUUAUGAUAUUGUGCUUUCAGGUCUACAUCCUUGACUUUGGCAUAGCCCGAAAGUUCGUGAAGAACGACGGUGAACUGAAGACUCCACGAGAAGGCAUUGGCUUUAAAGGAACGAUCAGAUUCGCUUCCCUAGCGUGCCACAAAAACUUUGACGUUGGUCCAAUCGAUGACGUGGAGUCCUGGUUCUACCUACUGCUUGACAUUUUGAUGCCAAAAGGGUUACCGUGGAAGAAGCUGGCCGAGAAGAUGGAUGUGCGCAAGUCCAAAGAAGACCUGAGGACGAAAGGAGCCUUCCUAGCCAUGUAUCCAGAACCCAAGUAUAAAAACGAACUACUCAAAGUAUUCGAAUACAUUCAGAACACUCAGUACGGGGAGUACGUGGACUACAACUACAUUUACAAGACGAUGGAAGUGGUAAGUCGAAUGUUCUUAAUUUUUUGGAACUAUGGCCAAUUUUAAUUUUUUUUGAAAUUUUGUGUGAAAUGCCAAUUUUUAGCCUAGUUUUUAUUGCUUCUGAUAUAUUGUGGAAAAAGAUAACAUUUUUAAAAUACAUUAAAUAACGCCGUUUUUAAUGUAAAAAUAUAGUUCUGAACUUUUAACUAUGAACUAAUUUAUAUUGUUUUAGGCAGCCAAGACAGCCGGCGUUAAUAUCGAUGCACCGUUCGAUUGGGAGAGAAACAAGGACACUACAGAAUCAAAAAUGGGUUGA
Molecule: messenger RNA, 1737 nt
Organism: Bursaphelenchus okinawaensis
Lineage: Eukaryota; Metazoa; Nematoda; Chromadorea; Rhabditida; Aphelenchoididae
Source: the annotation of a GenBank genome assembly